This is a messenger RNA of Phalacrocorax carbo (great cormorant), 2648 nucleotides long. The record is from RefSeq and is a predicted model, not a curated record. NCBI's taxonomy places the organism in Eukaryota, Metazoa, Chordata, Aves, Suliformes, Phalacrocoracidae.
AUGGAGGGGGAGCGCCCUGCCGGCCGGGAGAGGGCGGGAGGAAGAGGAAGAAGAGACCCGGCCGACUUCGUGGCUCUCCUCCCUCCGGAAGUCAGCUCUCGGAUUUUCAGCGACCUGGACGUUGAGAGCUUGUGUCACGCGGCCGUGACGUGCAAGGGCUGGCACCGCGUCAUCGAGAGCAACGACCACUUAUGGAGGCACCACUGCUUGAGCGUGAGGGCUGUCUGCCAGCGGGAGAUCGACUGCGAUCGAGGAAAUGGAUAUUCCUGGAAGAUCACAUUACUGAGAAACUACUGGAAAAGCAAAGUGAAGCAAGAAUGGCUGAGUGGGAAAUACAGCAACAUUCCUUCACAGAACAGCUUGCCAGAGAAAAGCAUGUAUCCGAUGGAUGUCGACACAUGGGGAGAAAUCCUGGAAGCAGAACUUGAGAGAUGAGAAACCAGUGCUGGUUCUUACAACUCAAGAACCUUCUAUCAACAACUCAGACUGCCUAACUGUAAAUAUUUUGCCAUUCAAAAUCAGUUGUGAUUGCAAACAUGAUGAAACCUUCUCAAAAAUAUAAGUUAUGUCUUUGCACUUUAUCUGAUGAAUUUUCUGUAAAAUUCUAAAUAAGACUAUUCAGUUGUAAUUUUAUAUUUGUAAACUUAAUGUUCUGCUGUAUUGUGAAAAAGACAUUGAUUGUACUUUCAAUUUGCACUUUUUGUUUUGGAAGAGAUGACUUUAAAAAAAAGUGUGCUUGACUUGCCAUGUUAUCAUAUCAGCAGCACAACAUGAGAGCCCACAAAGGAAGGCUGUGGGAGAGAUAAAUCCAGACAUUGGAAAUAAAAGAGAAGGACAAGGCAGCCACCUCAGGAUCAGCUGAACAUACCCAGUGCCCAUGUCAGAGCCCUCUCAAUGAUGUUACCUGAACUCAUAUCCACAGAGGUGUUAACGCUUAGCAGCACUGCAUUUCCACUGCUGGGCUGUGGUAUUUCUGGACUGGGACUCACAGAUGAGCAGGACUGAAGCAGCCACAGAACUAACAGUCUCUCUGCCAUUAGCUGUGCAUUUUAGUCAUUUGCACGAUGAGAAGUAGAGCAAAAUUACUACUUUAAACAAAAUAACUUAGAUAACCAUAUGAGAUAACACAACCUCAUGUAUUUUUGUAGUCAGGCUAAAACACAUUCAGAAACGCCAUUUUUUCCUAUAUGACAAUCUUGUAUCACACAGACCCUGCUUUACUAGCACUGGUUUUUGGCAUUGACUUUAAAACCUGCUGCUAGUAAAAGAGGAGAUGCCUGUCACCUUACUCAACGUAAGAGUGACCACAAAAUCAAUUUAUUAUUAUCCUAAUUCCUUUCCCUACCUACUUUGCACUGAAGAAUAAAGUGAGUGGGAAAACCCUGGGAAGGUCCCUAUUGCAUGAGGUAUUCCUACAAAAUUCAGUCACCAGUCUGGGAUCAAUCUUCUAUAGAAAGACUUUUACCAUGCUUAUGAAACUUAGUUAAUAUGAAGUGAUUUCAAAUCAACUACUGCUGAUUUUGGCAGAGGACCUUGUGGCAAUGUAAGGAUAGAAGUGACCUGUCAUGUAGUUCAAUAGCACUAGAUCAGGCUUCUGUUAGAUACGAAGUUCAGUUCAAUGAGGCCCAGCGCUUACCUUUAACGGGGGUCCCAAUAACAGUAGAUGGAGCAGUAGAGCAGUUUUGCUCUAGAGGUACAGACCAUGGUCCUCUGGGCUAAGACCCAGUAGCGUUUUCUGUUCGAUAGUGCUGGUGGUUAAACAAACCAUUAGUUUAUAUUUGCUUCCAACUUACGCAUUUUUAUUUCUCACAAUUAUAUAACCAUUGCAGAAUACCUAGUGAAAAUAUCUAGUAUCUUUUACUCCCCUUUAUUGCAAGUGUCUGGGCUCACAGGCUGUUUUGUUGUAGGUGCCCAUAUCUACAGACCAAGGAAGAAACAGAACAGCCAGGUGAAAUUGGUAGUUCUAGAAUGCUUCCAAGAACAGUAUGUUACCAGAUGCCUUUUCUAGUUUGGAGCAUUCAAUGGGUGUCAGCAAAACUGAUCCACUUUCCUCAGCCUCCUACAUUUUCCCCAUUAGAACAGGUUUUCAGUUCAUAAGCACCAGUACCUUUUCUGAAUCAUGUGUAGCAUAUCUCAUUGAGACAGCUUUCUCAUCAACAACAUUGUGUGACACGAUGCAAUGACUGGAUAAUGUUUCUUAUGCAUCUUUUGUAAUUUAUUCCUUAGAGGUAAGUGUUAGUCCCAGGAUCAGGACCCCAUUGCACCAGGUUUUAUAAAGAUGCCAAAAGAGUUGACACUGUUCUUGUGGGACAACUACUACGUUAGCCAAAAUAGAUGCAGUACCCAAAAUUUACUGAAGCUUCUGCUAUCACCCUGCUGCCAAACAUGGCUGAAGCAUAACUCAGAGUAAAGAGCAUUGCUAAGUAUAGCAGGUGUAGCACAAAGCUCAAUGAAUUGUAAACACUGCUUCCUUUAUUAUUAGCUAUUCUGCUCUAAGAUGAUAUCUAGUUAGCUCAAAUUAAAAAAAGAAAAACCAAGAAAACCCACCACACCCAAGUACAAUUUUUCCGCUGAUGGUGCUGCCUCACUCCCUUCUCACAGUAUCUUUUACCCUGACUUUAAGAGAGCUAGAAGUGAAAAAAAGUAAA